Malaya genurostris is the source of this 961-nucleotide messenger RNA. RefSeq lists its product as uncharacterized. The record is from RefSeq and is a predicted model, not a curated record. Bases 445 to 816 code for a protein of 123 amino acids. The transcript is spliced from 2 exons. NCBI's taxonomy places the organism in Eukaryota, Metazoa, Arthropoda, Insecta, Diptera, Culicidae.
UUCAAGGCGGACAAAAGCUCCGCGAUACCGUGCUUGCCAUAUAAUAAAUAAUGUAUUAGAAACUAAUGGCGUUUUCGUUUUUAAUUUGCACUACACCGGUGCAGUGCUACACUGAGGCAUGAAUAAACGAACAAAAAUGACGAAAACAUAAACAGUAACCAUUGACUACAAUAAACGUGGAAUCGCACAGAGCUACACCAAACUUUUGAUGAUUGCUACACCAGUGGUAUCGGUGCAGAAAAAGUGUAGCACUGGUGUAGUGCAAUUGGCAAAAACGAACGGUUUCAGUGCAGCUUUCGCUACACCAGUGUAGUGCAAUUUAAAAACGAAAACGACAUAAGACGCAACUUCGGAUAUCAAAAGCAAUAACAAAACAACAUUCCAGAGAAUAGGCGUUCGAUCGCUAGAUUCGUGUUCGACUAAUGUAAAAUAAUCGUAAAAGAAAUGCCCUCCGCGGAACCACCGAUGAAUAACGGGGACGAACACCAAUCCUCAUCACUUCAGGACAAUCGUCAGCAUGAUCAAAAUGGGCAUGGUGAUGAAAACGAUGGCAACCACAUUUUGGCGGAAUCGAAUCAAACCGUAUCCCGGGAUCCCGACCGUCAGUUGAUACCGGCCGAUCGCAUUCUGCACGUGGAGGACUGUCCCGGGGCACCGUUGGAUCUGCCGACUGUGCGUGAGUUCACGCAGAACGACAAGAUCAACAAAUUUCUGCUGAAUUCUUUCCUGCAGCGAAUUAACGAAACCGAUCUGGGACAGGUACGGGAUAACGACACUAACGGGGAUAGCGAGCAGGAUCAGGAUUUUGAGGCGUAAGGUUGAGCAAAAUUUCUUCGCUAUUGAAGAUAGUUUAGAUUAAGUUUUGUAUGUUAUUAUUGUGGUGUCAUUUUAAAGUUUUCGUUGCUACUGAUGAUGAGUGAUGAUCGAAUAAAGAUAUGGACGGAAUAUUGAGUGAAAUUUA